This is a messenger RNA of Recurvomyces mirabilis, 1806 nucleotides long. RefSeq lists its product as uncharacterized. The record is from RefSeq and is a predicted model, not a curated record. Gene Ontology annotation, biological process: positive regulation of transcription by RNA polymerase II. Gene Ontology annotation, molecular function: DNA-binding transcription factor activity; sequence-specific DNA binding. The transcript is spliced from 2 exons. Bases 1 to 1806 code for a protein of 601 amino acids. Gene Ontology annotation, cellular component: nucleus. Lineage: Eukaryota; Fungi; Ascomycota; Dothideomycetes; Mycosphaerellales; Teratosphaeriaceae.
AUGAACCAGCCACAGCAGUACAUGGACGUGAGCCAGUCGCAUCAGCCGCCUGCUGGUCCAGCUCCCAGCAUCGGACAGUACUCUGGAUAUGGGCAGCCGCAAGCCUUACAACCUGCGUCGCACGGCUACGCGCCUCAGACAUAUGGUUACUCCUACUCAAACACGAUGGCGCCCAUGACUGCUGGUCACCCGGUCACAUCGUCAAUGGGUGGGCAGAUGGUCCAACAGCCCUUGCCGCUCCCGAACAUGGCUACCAAUGGCCCGCCAGGUCCUGGUGCACCCCAGCAAAACUUUGAGCGGUCAUAUGACACGACUGGGCAAGUUGCGCCACCGGGCAUGAAGCCGCGAGUGACAGCUACGCUGUGGGAAGAUGAGGGCAGCCUAUGCUUCCAGGUCGAAGCAAACGGCGUAUGCGUGGCAAGACGCGAAGACAAUCACAUGAUCAAUGGCACGAAGCUUUUGAACGUCGCUGGAAUGACGCGGGGACGUCGCGACGGCAUCUUGAAGAGCGAGAAGACACGCCACGUGGUCAAGAUUGGACCCAUGCAUCUCAAAGGUGUCUGGAUUCCUUUUGAUCGCGCGCUGGAUUUCGCCAACAAGGAGAAGAUCACCGAGAGUUUGUACCCAUUAUUUGUUCAUAACAUUGGAGCUCUGCUCUACCAUCCUACCAACCAAGCUCGCCAGAGCAUUGGUAAUGCGGCAAUGGCUGCGAGACGCGAUCAGCCUGACUACAUGAGGACACCUCAGGGCACGCAGCCGCCGGCACUCACACACCACCAUUCCAUGAGCAAUCCCAUUGGUGCGAGCAUUCCGCAGCCGCCGCACUCGAUUGCACCACACCCAGCUUCCGGUAGGCCUGGCCUUGAUAGGGCUCACACCUUCCCUACCCCACCGGCUAGUGCAUCAAGUCUGACCAUGGGUAUGGGAAAUACAGGCAGCUCAUACGAAUACGGCGGUGGACAAGCGGGCGGGGUCAAUCCAGGUCAGCCUCUUCCUCUUGAUACUGGCAUGUCUGCGCGAACUGUACCAACGUCUCCAGCUUCAUCCCCACCCGGCACUCAGGGCAUGCAAUAUCCAACCAGCCAAGCCUACGACAACGGCCGACAGAUGUACUCAGCAGCCCCCGGCUACGCCCAGUAUCCUUCGCAGCAGCAACCCAUGAGCCGCUACCCUGGCGUGCAGACAAGUCCCGGUGGCGUCAAGCACGAGAUGGGUCCGCCAGCCCGUGGCGGCUCCGAGAAUGAGCAAGUGGACCACAAGACUCACGACGGCUAUGCUGCCCAGCCAAAUGGCGAGGUUGAGCAUGAGGGUGAUUAUACUCAUACUAGUGCGUCAGACGGCGCAAGGCGGUAUUCGUACAAUUACAAGCCUAACCACGCGCCAGGACCGAUUCACUCUGAUCCUUCGCACAUGUCGCCAGAGAUGACACAUUCGCCACACCAGAACGGCUCUGGACGAGCGACUCCUCGUACGACUGGCACGUAUCAAGGCUAUAGCACGCCUCAACGAGCUUCGCAGCUGCCAUCGAGCAAUCUGUACAACGUCAUGAGCAACGAUACUCGUGCUGGUGCGCCUAAUGGUGGCGAACAAUACCCGGCUCAGCCUGCCUACCAAGCACAACAGUACCCGUCAAUGAACGGCGGUGCCCAGUCCAACAAGCGCAUGCGGGAGGAUGACGACGACUCCUACAACACCCCUAUGAGCGCUGGCGGCGAUCCAGGGCUCAAGCGCCAACGCACCGACCCUGCAAUGGGCAGACCCAUGAGCCAGCCCCAAUCAGUAAAGACUGGCCCACUGCGACGAUAG